Colletes gigas is the source of this 665-nucleotide messenger RNA. It is a transcript of the gene sing, whose product is annotated as protein singles bar. NCBI's taxonomy places the organism in Eukaryota, Metazoa, Arthropoda, Insecta, Hymenoptera, Colletidae. The transcript has 4 exons. Gene Ontology annotation, cellular component: membrane. The record is from RefSeq and is a predicted model, not a curated record. Bases 1 to 555 code for a protein of 184 amino acids.
AUGGGCAGAAACGGAACUGGUCCGAUGAUCAGGAUGUCAUCCGCCAGCACCCAUGCCGCCGGAGGUAUCGGGUGUUGCUUUUGCAGAUGUUGCACGUGCAUACACGUGGAAUUCCUCAAGACUACGCCCGGAAUUCUGAAGCUCUGCGAAGCGGUAAUCAGUGGCUUGAUACAGAGCUUGUUAAUUAACUACGGUUUGAGGCACAGCACAACGAUCGGCUCGGCUUUCGAAGGAUCUCUGACCACGUCUUCGGCUUGUUUCCUGACGUCGGCGGUGUUGCUGGCCUGCUACAUCGUAUCUGAAAAAUCGUACAAAUUAAUCAGAUCGUCGCUUUUCGAAAUGAUGUUCAACGCUUUAGCAUCGUUCUUGUACUUGAGUUCGGCAUCGUAUUUGGCGUUCUCCACAAAGAUUUUCCUCUUACCGGAAUAUCACUUAAGACCAGGUUUUGAUGUAUAUCCUGCAAUGACAGCCGCCUAUAUGAUGAGCGGAUUCGUUGGAGUGUUACACGGGGCGGACGCGUACUUCUCCUACGUGCAUUACAGAACCGGAAGAUGAAUCGAAAUUUCAGGUCUGCGAAAACGUUUGGAGGGCGAUUUAAGCAGAUGCAAGGAGAAGUACACGAAGUAAGUGAAUAAUGCAGUACAUAACGUAUUUAAUUUCUUGGU